This is a messenger RNA of Aspergillus steynii IBT 23096, 1595 nucleotides long. RefSeq names its product gamma subunit of 5'-AMP-activated protein kinase. The coding region runs from base 1 to 1578 and encodes 525 amino acids. Gene Ontology annotation, molecular function: aspartic-type endopeptidase activity; protein serine/threonine phosphatase inhibitor activity. The transcript is spliced from 5 exons. The record is from RefSeq and is a predicted model, not a curated record. NCBI's taxonomy places the organism in Eukaryota, Fungi, Ascomycota, Eurotiomycetes, Eurotiales, Aspergillaceae. Gene Ontology annotation, biological process: regulation of mitotic metaphase/anaphase transition; proteolysis; cellular response to glucose starvation.
AUGACGGACCGAGUCCCCGCCGAAGCGGUGGCCGAUCCCUCCAACGGGUCGGCCGUGCCAUCCCCCCGAUCCAGCACCGACUCUCGCUCCUCCUCCGUGCGCAGCCAACCCUUGCGACUCUCCCAUGGCGCAUCAAAUCACCAACACCGUCACAGUCUGAGCGAGACUCUCCGCGGGGCUCCCCCGGGGUCCCCGCGCUCGCGACGACAGCCGUCGCUGAACCAGUCGGCCAUCCAAAGUUUGAUAGACAACCCCCCGGCCCCGAACCACGCCAACCCCGCAUUCGCCGGCCGAGACUGGCGGGGGAUCUCCAUCGGGGAGCUCGUCAGUCCGGAGGAUUUGAAAUUCGUCGAGAUCGGCACGGGAAUUGAAGAAGCGACCAACGUCUUGAUCGACACGGGGGCUCCGGUGCUCCUGAUCCGUGAGGAUUCCCAGCAGAAGUCGGCCGUGGGCACGUUUGAUUACUCCGAUUUGAAUGCGUACCUCCUUCUUGCGGCGGGCCUGGCGCGCCCGGACGAUGAGAUGCUCGCAUCCUACGAAGAACUGGCCCGCAAGGCCCGCGAGGGGCUUCCCAUCCCGCUGCGGGAUGUCAAGGAUCUGGGUCGGAAGGAGCCGAUGACGACGCUGCCGGCUUCGGCUAGCGUGAUGACGGCGGUCGAGACGUUUGGUGGAGGCGUCCAUCGCGUUGUAGUGGUGGAUGACCAUGAUGGGAAUGAAGUGCUGGGGAUCUUCAGCCAGUUCCGACUGGUCAAAUUCUUGUGGGAGAAUGGGCGCAGCUUCCCGGUGCUUGAUCAGCUGUAUCCGCAGGCGCUGUGGGAGCUGAGGAUCGGAUCUCGCGAUGUAGUGUCCAUCAACGGAGACAAACCUCUCAGCGAGGCGCUCGGAAUCAUGAACGACGAGGGAAUCUCGUCCAUCGCCGUAGUGGACAAUCAGUUCAAUGUGGUGGGCAAUAUCUCUACGACGGAUGUGAAGCUUCUUACGCGAUCCUCAUCGCUACCCUUGUUGCACAACACCUGCGCGCAUUUCAUCUCGGUGAUUCUGUCCACGCGUGGCUUGAUUGACGGCCAGGAUUCAUUCCCUGUCUUCCAUGUGAAUCCUGGAUCGACUUUAGCGCACACCGUUGCCAAGGUGGUGGCCACAAGAUCUCACCGGUUGUGGGUGACCGACCCCUUGUCUCCUUCAUCCUCGGGGCCUUCGACGCCCUCGCACUCUUCGGUACACAUUCCCCUACCCCCCAGUAUAGCGCAGACGCAACCUCCGCCGUCACCCUCGACAGCCAACGCCGCACCGCUGCCUCCGGCGUUCAGCAGUCAGACGCAGCCCUACUCGACCGUGCCGCACACGCCCUCGGCCGGCAUGGGGCCGUCGAUCCCGGUGUCAGCGCUCCCGGGCGCGCGGCUGUCGGGGCGGCUGGUGGGCGUGGUCAGUCUGACAGACAUCUUGAAUCUGCACGCGCGGGCCAGUGGCUUAAGCCCGGCGGAUCCCGCCGAGAGUCGCAGUCGACGCCGACGCAGCAGCAGCUCCAGCGUCAGCGUGCGGCGCAGCGGGGAGAUUGGCCGGGAAUUAUUCGGUCGAUAGACAUGCUCCUUUCUUUG